AUGUUGUCCGCAUUCUUUGGAAGCGGUUGCACAUUGGAAAUUGAUCUAAUCUCUGUCCCAAACCGACCCAAGAUCUCCGUUGAGAUAGAUGGAAAGGACGAGAUGUUGUGUAUAUUUUCAAACGGAGAGGAUGUCUGUGGCAAUGCAUUCGUCAAACUUAAUAACGGUAAAAAAUUCGAACAUAAUGGCAUCAAAGUGGAAUUGGUGGGCCAAAUAGAAUGUCUAAAUGACCGUGCAUAUUCGUAUGACUUUUUUUCAAUUGCUAAGGACAUGGAACCUCCUGGUGUGCUGAUUGAGGACAAGAAAUACUCUUGGAAAUUCUCUUCCUCAGACAUGCCGCAUGAAUCCUACUAUGGAGUAAACGUUAAGCUUCAUUACUUUGUCAGAUUAUCGGUAGCCAAACCAUAUGCGAGUUCUGUGUCGGAAGAGAUGCCUUUUAUUGUACAAAAUUUAUCCUUACCUCCCUCCAUUAACAAUACAAUUAAGAUGGAGGUUGGCAUAGAAGAUUAUUUGCAAAUGGAAUUUGAGUAUGAUAAAGCUAUUUACCACCUGAAGGACGCGAUUGUUGGAAAGGUAUACUUUCUAUUAGUGGCUAUCAACAUAAAAUACAUGGAAAUAUCAAUUCUGAGGGUUGAAAAUGUAUCCAUAGGAAGGAGCAAUAUCACUGAGACCAUAUUCCACAACAACUUUGAAAUUAUGGAUGGUUCACCUAUAAAAGGAGAAUGCAUCCCAGUUAGGCUCUAUUUGGCUGGCUUAAAUUUAUCGCCAUCGUAUAAAAAUGUCCAAAACAAGUUCACCGUACAACACUAUAUAAAUUUGGCUCUGGUGGACGAUGAGGGAAAGAGAUAUUUUAAGAAGCAAGAAAUUAAAUUGUGGAGAAAAGAAUUUGGUUGA
Molecule: messenger RNA, 894 nt
Organism: Babesia microti strain RI
Lineage: Eukaryota; Apicomplexa; Aconoidasida; Piroplasmida; Babesiidae
Product: Vacuolar protein sorting-associated protein 26
Exons: 11
Coding region: 1-894 (297 amino acids)
Biological process (GO): intracellular protein transport; retrograde transport, endosome to Golgi
Cellular component (GO): retromer complex; endosome
Source: RefSeq, a predicted model, not a curated record